GGAUUCUCUCCCGCUGCCUGCCGGGUGUGCCGCGCCUCGGGUCCUCGAGGAAGGCGGGAGCGGGACGUGGCGAGAGGCCUCCUCAACACUGGGCAAAAGAGCCUUGACCCGGAGAUGCAUAGUUCGUGACUGCCUCUCCAGAUGCUAAGGUGCUUGUAUCGUUGGCACAAGCCAGUACUGAGCUGUAGGUGGAGUAGGCUGUGCCUUCUGAAGCAGUAUCUAUUUACAAUGAAGUUGCAGUCUCCAGAAUUCCAGUCGCUUUUCACAGAAGGAUUGAAGAGUCUGACAGAAUUAUUUGUCAAAGAGAAUCAUGAAUUAAGAAUAGCAGGAGGAGCAGUGAGGGAUUUAUUAAAUGGAGUAAAGCCUCAGGAUGUAGAUUUUGCCACCACCGCUACCCCUAUUCAAAUGAAGGAGAUGUUUCAGUCGGCUGGGAUUCGGAUGAUAAACAACAGAGGAGAAAAGCACGGAACAAUUACUGCCAGGCUUCAUGAAGAAAAUUUUGAGAUUACUACACUACGGAUUGAUGUCACCACGGAUGGAAGACAUGCUGAGGUAGAAUUUACAACUGAUUGGCAGAAAGAUGCUGAACGCAGAGAUCUCACUAUAAAUUCUAUGUUUUUAGGUUUUGAUGGCACUUUAUUCGACUACUUUAAUGGUUAUGAAGAUUUAAAAAAUAAGAAAGUUAGAUUUGUUGGACAAGCUAAACAGAGAAUACAAGAGGAUUAUCUUAGAAUAUUAAGAUACUUCAGGUUUUAUGGGAGAAUUGUAGACAAACCUGGUGACCAUGAUCCUGAAACUUUGGAAGCAAUUGCAGAAAAUGCAAAAGGCUUGGCUGGAAUCUCAGGAGAGAGGAUUUGGGUGGAACUGAAAAAAAUUCUUGUUGGUAACCAUGUAAAUCAUUUGAUUCACCUUAUCUAUGAUCUUGAUGUGGCUCCUUAUAUAGGUUUACCUGCUAAUGCAAGUUUAGAAGAAUUCGACAAAGUCAGUAAAAAUGUUGAAGGUUUUUCACCAAAGCCAAUGACUCUUUUGGCCUCAUUAUUCAAAGUACAAGAUGAUGUCACAAAAUUGGAUUUGAGGUUGAAGAUUGCAAAAGAAGAGAAAAACCUUGGCUUGUUUAUAGUUAAAAAUAGGAAAGAUUUAAUUAAAGCAGCAGAUACUUCAGAGCCGUUGAAACCCUAUCAAGACUGCAUUAUAGAUUCUAGGGAACCUGAUGCAACUACUCGUGUAUGUGAACUACUGAAGUACCAAGGAGAGCACUGUCUCCUCAAGGAAAUGCAGCAGUGGUCCAUUCCUCCAUUUCCUGUAAGUGGCCAUGACAUCAGAAAAGUGGGCAUUUCUUCAGGAAAAGAAAUUGGGGCUCUAUUACAACAGUUGCGAGAACAGUGGAAAAAAAGUGGUUACCAAAUGGAAAAAGAUGAACUACUGAGUUACAUAAAGAAGACCUAAAACUGAUGGCUACAGAAAAGCAGAGCAUUUUUGGUAGGAGUCAUUUUUCUCCCCUCCCUCUUGAUGAGGUUUUAGAAACUAUGCCAGAAUAAAAGCCAGUUUAGAGGACCUCUUUAGAAUGAGGGUCUUAUUAUGUGAAUUCUAUUUCAAGAACUAAACUAAGAUCUACCUUUCUUGAUCUGAUUUGGAAUAGUUUCAAGUGAGAAAAACAUAGUUGGCUAUUAUUUUAACCUGUUCAGGGUGUUAAAAAAAAUUUGGUUUUGCAUAGGGUGGUAGUAAGAUUAAUCGUAGAAGGUGGUAACUAUAUUGAAUAAAAAAAUGUUUAUUAAUGUUUGCAAUUGAAAUAACUGGGUUACCUUGUACAGUGACUGUCUACAAUGUGUCAGUUCUUAUCUGAAUUCCAAAAUAAACUUGUGCUUAAAAGGGAAAUAAUUGACAAGUUUGCAUAAAAUAUGAAUACUAAGUGUGUCUCUAGUUGCUGGCAUUCAUACAUACAGGAUUGUUCUAGCAGGCUAUGUUUUAGUAUGUAGUUGAUAUUUUUCUGUCACAAUGAUUUCUUUAUGCAUGCAGAGCCUGGGAAAGUAAAGUAAUUAACUUGAGGGUUACUCUUGAGCCUAUUUUAGUAAAACAUUGGUAUUAUGUGUUUAUGUGGUAUCUGACAAUAAGUAUCUGGUGCCAUGUACAAUGGUAAUAUGCCUCUUUUUAAAAGUUAAUAAACUAAAUGUUAACUUAUUUUUCUAAUUAAAAGGAUACAGCUUACAUUAUUAUAUAUUCUUUAAAGAUUUGUGUCCUAAAUGCUUUCAUUUGGUAAAUAUAUUUAUAAUGCAAACUAUUAUUUCAGCUGCUAUACUGAUAUUUCAUAAUUCAUUUUCCUUCCUGUGUAGCCAGUCAAGACUUCUUUGUACUCUCUGAGCAAAUAGUAAUAUUGGACCUUGAUAAAACAAUUUUGUAGAGUGUAUUUCUAAGAGGAAGUGUAACAGGGGCUAUGAUGCAAGAAAGGGAGCCUCAGAAAUGACUGCGGCACAGGUCAGUAAUUACAUGCCUUAUAAAAUACUUUGGAAUAUUUAAGUACUGCCAAAAUACGGAUUUAGACCCAACAUCAUAGAAUACAUACUAUUUCUAUAUAGAAAGUAUGCAAAUUUAGCUAUAUUGGAGGUCUGGUUUUGUCAUAUGCAUGUUUUUACAUCUCAGAAAAUUUUAUUUGCUAGUAAACUGUGUGGGACAUUGAAAGUACACCUUUUCAGGGCAAAAGGUGACUCAUUCUAACUGGUUUAGAUUUCAUCCUAUAGAGAUGUACUAUGCUACUGAAAAGAACUUCCUGAACUAUAUGAAACCAGUGAAGUCAUAGAAACCCAAAACUAUUAAAAGUAGUUAAGUAGAGCUUAGAAAAAAUAAGGCAAGGGCAUAUCCUGAACAGCAGCAUUGUUGAAUUGCUUUUCAUUUACUCUAUUUACGUAAAUAAAUAAGCAAUUUGAUACUCAACUGAUUCCACUCAAGGCGUGUUUGGGCAAAACAAAUUUUGGCCUCAUACUAUUGCCAUACUUUGUACAUUUAACCUGACUGGUCUUAUUGAUAGUCCUUUGCUACUUUAAAGUUGUUACACUUAAUGUGAAAGGACCCACUAAACCCUUGAAUAUAUAAGCAGAGAGGUCUGUGGCAAAGCAGUCUUUUUAGGACUUUACAUUAUUUGAACAAAGAACAUGUUUAGUUUCACCCUUAAGGUUUACUUAGAUUUUCUCCAACUUACAUUGAAUAAAAUAGUAUCAUGUCUAGCCUGUGUGAAGGGGACAUGUUUUGGCAUCUUUUUCCUAUGGUAGUUCUAGUUCAAAUUAAUGUUUGAAAAAAAGCUUCUGUAGGGAACAGAAUAAAUGGGCUUAUAGUUCAAAUACUGAGGAAAUACACAGAAAAUACUAUUUUUUACUAACGGGCACAUAAGGGAAAUGACAACUAUUUGUGAGCUCAACACUGUAUACACUAAUAUUUUUAAAUUAGAGUUAAAAUUAGAUUUUACAAAUCAGUAUUGAACAAAGCCCUUUUAGAAUAAUACACAUUGCCUUGUCUCUUUUGAAAAGGAACAUGUAGUUGUCAGAGCAUUGGUACAGAUAAGCUGUCCCAUCCAUCAGGAUCAAACUGAUUGAUUAGUUUCACAUUGUAGGAGUUUAUGAUAUUCUACACAGGAAGUAAUCUCAUCAUUUCCAAAGAUGUCUUUAUGUUGCAUCAAUGACAUGCUACAGACAUACCAGAUUCCACAGGAUAAUGGCACCAAGCUACCCAAGUAGAUAUGUCUGAAACUAAAUUUGUAUUCUAGACUGCUGCUUAUCCUUUCCAAGAGUAUACUUUAAGUUUCAGAUACAGCUUAACUUGAAAACUGCAACCCUCCAAGUAAUAUUAAGUAUAUAUCAGAGGCAAUAAUUUCCAAAGCAGAUCUGACUUUAGAAUAACAAAUUUGUUAGAUAAAUUUAUCUCUAGCACAUCUGUUUACAAGCAAAGUAUUACUUUGUCUGGACUUAUUUCAUCUUCUGUGUCUGGGAUUGUAGGCAACAGAGCAGAUCGCGUUAAGCCCCAAAAUUUUUGAGGUGACAUGUCUUUUUUGGUGGCUGUAAACUUCCAUCCAAUAUGGCUUGCACAGAUCUUACAUUGGGCAACAGUCCAGGCAUACCUAAAAAAUUAAGGAAAAGUAUCAGCUAAGGAAACAAACACUUCUUUUACUCCAAUCCUAUAAAACCUAUUAUGAUGAAGACAGACCUUAGAGACACAUUCUAAGUUGAGAUUUGAUCUAUACAGUUCCCUGAAAACUCGUAAUACCUAAUAAUUUGGAUACAUUCUUUCUAUGGUAAUACAUCAGUCUGUCUGUUACAUAUUAUUUUGUAAUAUAUAUGACUUUUAUGCACUUAAGCUAUGUUUACAGUUUUCCUCCACUCCACGGAAGUAAAGUAAUCUUAGGAAUAUCUUUAUACAAAUUGCUGGUUGCCAAGAUCACAUUCUAAGUUGCACUGGCUUCUCCUUUGUUGCAGUUAGUUAGAAAACAGCAACCACCUGCAGAAAUAUGUACUUCUGUCUGAGUCAAACUGGAUGGAGCAGGAAGGACAUGUUGUCUCAUAAAAUAUUUGAAAAUUACUAUUCUAAAAUAAGAAUGAUUGUCACAUAAUGCAACCAGAAAUACAAACCAUGGCAUUUCUGCUCUAAUUUUGUCCAUUUGUAUACUAUGUCACAUCUACUAUUUAUAGUAACAAAUUUAUUCUAGUUUUAGUCAUCACAUAGGGUGCCAAAUAAGCUAGAUAAGGCAAUCCAAGUGAUAUGGUCCUAACUAACUCCAGAGUAGCAAGUAAUCCCUACGUAGCAUCCCUCUUUGAAAACUGAAGAUAGUACAGCUGAGGGAACUGAACAGGCUCCCAGGAUCAUACUUCAAAAUCAUUAAGGUGAAGCAAAAAAAAAAAAAAAAGGCAAAC
Molecule: messenger RNA, 4895 nt
Organism: Sapajus apella (tufted capuchin)
Lineage: Eukaryota; Metazoa; Chordata; Mammalia; Primates; Cebidae
Gene: TRNT1
Product: tRNA nucleotidyl transferase 1
Exons: 9
Coding region: 142-1446 (434 amino acids)
Biological process (GO): RNA processing
Molecular function (GO): nucleotidyltransferase activity; RNA binding
Source: RefSeq, a predicted model, not a curated record